AUGUCUUUCGAUAGAGUCGCUGUUUUCCCUGCCUCUGGCGGUAUCGGUGGCAGCACCGUCAAGCAUCUCCUACCUCGAUUGCCGUCCAAAAAUCUGACCUUCAUCGCUCGUCACCCCGAGAAAUUGAGUGACGCUUCUUCUGCCGGUGCGAAAGUGCGGCGGGCAGACUACGACGAUGAUGACAGCCUUUCACAUGCCUUCGAUGAUGUGGAUACUCUGUUCUUAAUCUCAUAUGCUUCGGUUGAGCAUGAACACCGAUCUGAGCGUCAUCGGGUUGCCAUUGACUUCGCAAUUCGUAGCGGAGUAAAGCAUAUCUUCUAUGGCUCUUUGGGGUAUGGUGGCAGGCCCGAGAACAAAGUCUCCGUGGCCCAUGUUAUGCAAGCUCACCUGGACACGGAGAAAUACCUAGAGCAUUUGUCCCAGACGAAGAAGGACUUUGGAUACACGGUAGUUCGCGAAGGCCUGUACUCCGAAUCGUAUCCACUUUACACGGCAUUCUUUGACCCGCGGAACCCUGUUUCUGAGAUCAAGAUCCCACACGACGGAUCUGGGCCCGGCAUUGCCUGGGUUAAGCGUGAGGAGCUGGGUGAAGGCACAGCUGAGCUUCUGAAAAGAUUUGUCCAGGAUCCGAAGAGCUUCCCGUAUCUUCAAAAGGCCGUCUUGCUCUCUGGAAGUCGUGUGGUGUCUCUGAAGGAGACGGUGGACAUUUUGAGCAAAGUGGCCAAUGUACCCGUCAAGAUCCACCAGGUCUCCGAAGAUGAAUUUGCCGCGCAGCCUCAGGUCAAGCCAAACUUCAUCUAUCACGGAGUGGAUCACUCCAAGGUGUGGACGACAACCUUUGAAGCCUUCCGGCGAGGCGAGGCAGCUUAUGUAUCGCCCCUCCUUGGAGAGCUCUUGGGGCGUGACCCGGAAGACUUCCAGACGACAGUGGCCAGCUCAUAG
Messenger RNA from Penicillium maclennaniae, 942 nucleotides. RefSeq lists its product as uncharacterized. The transcript has 2 exons. The record is from RefSeq and is a predicted model, not a curated record. Lineage: Eukaryota; Fungi; Ascomycota; Eurotiomycetes; Eurotiales; Aspergillaceae. The coding region runs from base 1 to 942 and encodes 313 amino acids.